CUCAGAAGAGGGAGUGUUUUUAGUCCGGGGGGUAAAGGAGAGGAGUUACACGGGAGGAAUGAAAAACACGGUGAAAAAAGCAGGCAAAGAUUUCGAUGUCGGAUUUGUACCUUGUAGGGAUUGGAAUUCGGGACCUCGAGAAGAGUAAAAAUGCGUUAAAGAUUUGAUUUAGAGGCUUCGAAUGCCGUUUCUGACAUGGUGAGGUGAAAGUUCGGGGAGAAAUGGUUGGAAAAAGGUUUUGAAACGUCUCCUGGGACCCCCGGAAGAGCAUUAUUUAAGGAAUUCAGACGAUUGAGGGAAGCUAUCUCGUAGAUCGCUAAAAUUUGUAUUCUCGCACUUGAAUUUCUAGAAAGACAGCCUGGUACAGGGUUGAAUUAUAAGGACAUUUCUCCCGAGGGUUAUUGAACAGCAAGGCUUUGAUUGUUGUGCUAAAUUGUGUAAACGAGGUUCUCCAAGGGAUUUGGGAUUAAAGCUUUUGUUGGUGAAGGUUCAGUGAGGAACUUUAGGUCAAAUCUUUGGACUUGGGAUAUUCAGUCGUAGAAGGGCGAGGCUUUUUGUGUGAUAGGCUUCAGGCAUGGGUUCAGGAAGAGGUAGUUUGGAAGCUGCUCGCAGGGGGAUUCGAACCCUUUUCUUUAUGGUGAUAAUGCUGGGGUCUCUUCUGGUUGUUUCAGCGCCGGUUUUUGUGGCUAUAGUGGACAUUAUUGUUCCGUCUAUUUUGCUUAGGGUUUUUAAAUCAUGCCAUGGAUUGAAGGUGGACUGGAAUAUCUACAGUUUUCGCUCUUCUCUGGUCGACAUUCCUCUCAUUUCUCUGAUUCGGUCUAUCAUUAUAAUCUGUGUUUAUGCUUUCUGUGACAUGCCAGCCCUCUCCCAUGGACCCUAUCUUGGUACUGCCACAGUUUGUGCGUUGGUAUCGGCCGUGGUCCUAACAGUUAAGGCACUUUUAUUCCAUGUACAUGAUGCAUUGCAAAGUCCCUCUUAUGGAGCCGGAAGCCUACAUUUGAAGCAGUCGUGGGGCAUGCCUGUAAUGUUCUUGUCAUCUAUGGUGUUGGCACUUGGGCAUAUUGUUGUAGCAUACAGGGCAAGCUGUAGAGCCCGACGGAAGCUUGUUUUCCAUCGGGUUGAUUCAGAAAGCGUUUUGUCAUGCAAAACGGUUUUCAAUGGAUACCAGAAGGUUCCUCGCUCCCCAACCCCAAAUUCCAGUAAAAGUUCUUCAAAAAUUGAUUCUGAUGAAAAGAGACGACUAAUUUAUGAGGAGAAAGACCUGCCUGCCAGAAUGCUUGCUGAUGCCGACAGUCUUUUCAUUCAGUUUGAAGGUCUUCUUGUUCAUUAUAAGAUUGUGAAUGGAGGCUCAUCUGCUGACUCUCCCAUUUAUAGGUCUUUUCAGGGUAACCAUGGUCGAAGUCAGUGUGUUACCCCAGGAAGGCUUAGGAUUGAUAAUACUUUUGCCUUUCCUUCGAAAGGUAGUCCUCUACCCAGGAGUUACAGCAACAAUAUGACAAAUGCAUCACUUUACGCUCCACUAUUAAGUGGCUCUGUUGCAGUGGAUGUAGAUAAAUCAUGGAAUCCGGAUUUUAAUGAACAUUGUGGAUUUGCUCAGAAUAUGCCUGAAUUGAAUCUCGAAGAGUAUGAAAGGCCUGGAAUAGUAGAUAUGAAGGCUGGGCAACAAAACAAUGGCUCUCAUGGUAUAAUAUUGAUACAUGGGUUUGGGGGAGGUGUUUUUUCAUGGAGGCACAUAAUGGCUCCCUUAGCUAGACAAACCGGACAUCCUGUUGUAGCUUUUGAUCGGCCUGGUUGGGGAUUGACUUCUCGUCCUGGCAGGGCAGAAUGGGAAGAAAAGAAAAUGUCUAAUCCAUAUAAACUUAUUGCUCAGGUCAAUCUGCUGUUUUCUUUUUGUCAGGAGAUGGGUUUUUCUUCAGUUGUGCUUGUGGGUCAUGAUGAUGGAGGAUUACUUGCUCUAAUGGCAGCUGAAAGAGCACAAACCUCUAAUCAACAGAUAGAGGUUAAGGGGGUGGUCCUUGUUAGCGUAAGUCUAACUAGAGAAGUUGUGCCAGCAUUUGCGAGGAUAUUGCUGCACACAUCUCUUGGGCAGCAUAUGAUGCGCCCUCUUUUGCGCACUGAGAUAAGCCAAGUUGCCAAUCGCCGUGCUUGGUUUGAUGCAACAAAACUAACAUCAGAUGUUCUCGAUUUGUACAAGGCACCAUUAUGUGUUGAAGGAUGGGAUCGAGCGCUUAGAGAAGUUGGCAAGUUUUCUUCGAGUGCUGUUCUUUCUACUCAAAAAUCUGCAGAAUUAUUGAGAGCAACAAAAAAUUUACCAGUGUUGAUAGCUGCUGGUGCAGAAGAUAUUUUAGUUCCACUUAAAUCGUCUCAUGCUUUAGCAUCAAAGCUCCCUAACUCUAGAUUAGUUGCAAUAUCUGGGUGUGGACAUUUACCUCAUGAAGAAUGUCCGAAAGCAUUGCUUGCAGCCUUGUUACCCUUUCUCUCAAGACUGUUCAAGGUUUCAUCAGAAACGUGAAGCAUAGCAUGAGGACUAAACCAAACAUGUUUGAUGAUAGUUGCUAAAUUGCUGGAUGUGGAUCCUCAACUUCCUUGAGAGGGAGUGUUUCCAUUUUUCAGGGACAGACAGUACCUGUACACAUUUGAAUGGAGCUCACAAACUUUCUCAGCAAACUGUUGUUGUUGUCUACAUGAAAGGGAGGACAUAUUCUAAUCCCAGUCAUUAUGGGAUUGCUAACCAUUCAUUCAUUUAAAUUUGCGAUUUCGGAGUGCAGAAUUAUUUGCAGGCUUGGUAUCUUCUCUGUAUGUCAAAAUCUCAAAGCUAUGAGAGGGAACCCAAAAAGGGCGAUGGAUAUUUGGGAAAGAAGCUUAUUGCAGCAUUCAUUCAGAAAAGCCCCUAAUUGUGAUAGUGUGACCAUUGUAUCUGCUUGGAGUUUGUAUAUUUUGAGGAAAUUGAAUGGCUUUGUGUAUAAUAUCUAGCCCUAUAUUGCACAUUUUACUUGUGCUGAAUGUUGAUAUGAUUUAUCAAAUUGUCUCAUACACAUGAUUCUUCUAUUGGCAAAGCGGAGUAUUCUUCUGGCUUUCUUGAUGCGCUAUUUUGAAAAGAUUCCAAUUUUAGCCGGAGAAUUAUCGGGUUUUGGAAGAUAAGACUCUGCUGCAUUAAUUAUGAUCCACUCAUUAUGACGGUUAAAAUGUUUGUUCUUUUGUGCUAGCGAAUCUUUGCUGGCAUUGUAUAGAGAGCAUGUUUGUUACCUUUAGAUACUAUUUUUAUAUUAGCUCCAACAUGUCUUUAAUGGAAGCUGUUACAAUA
Messenger RNA from Cryptomeria japonica (Japanese cedar), 3304 nucleotides. RefSeq lists its product as uncharacterized. The record is from RefSeq and is a predicted model, not a curated record. Bases 575 to 2512 code for a protein of 645 amino acids. The transcript is spliced from 8 exons. Gene Ontology annotation, molecular function: catalytic activity. NCBI's taxonomy places the organism in Eukaryota, Viridiplantae, Streptophyta, Pinopsida, Cupressales, Cupressaceae.